GGAAUCAAACCCCCAAGAUGGCGGCGGCGUCGGAGGAGCGGAUGGCUGAGGAAGGAGGCGGCGGCCACGGCGACGGCGGCCCCUCUUCGGCCGUCGGCUCUGCCCAGCGACUGCCCCCCCCGCCCCCGCCCCCGGCCCCGCAGCCGGGCUCUCAGGCGCCCCCAGCCCCGGCGCUGGCUCCCGACCAGCUGCCUCAAAACAACACGCUGGUGGCGCUGCCCAUCGUAGCCAUCGAGAACAUCCUCAGCUUUAUGUCCUACGACGAAAUUAGCCAGCUCCGCCUGGUUUGUAAAAGAAUGGACUUGGUCUGCCAGAGAAUGUUGAAUCAGGGAUUUCUAAAAGUGGAGAGAUACCACAAUCUAUGUCAGAAACAAGUUAAAGCACAACUUCCAAGGAGGGAGUCGGAAAGAAGAAACCACUCGUUAGCUCGUCACGCGGACAUCCUUGCUGCUGUGGAAACAAGGCUCUCACUGUUAAACAUGACUUUCAUGAAAUAUGUGGAUUCCAAUCUCUGUUGCUUCAUCCCAGGAAAGGUGAUUGAUGAGAUUUAUCGUGUGUUGAGAUACGUCAAUUCUACCAGAGCCCCUCAGCGAGCUCAUGAAGUACUUCAAGAGUUAAGGGACAUCUCCUCCAUGGCGAUGGAGUACUUUGAUGAGAAGAUCGUGCCCAUUCUGAAGAGGAAGUUACCAGGAUCAGAUGUGUCCGGAAGACUCAUGGGCUCUCCUCCAGUUCCGGGACCUUCUGCAGCCCUCACAACAAUGCAGCUCUUCUCCAAGCAAAACCCUUCACGACAAGAGGUAACCAAACUCCAGCAGCAGGUUAAGACAAACGGUGCCGGUGUGACUGUUCUCAGGCGUGAAAUUUCCGAGCUUCGCACCAAAGUGCAGGAACAGCAGAAGCAGCUUCAAGACCAGGACCAGAAACUGCUAGAGCAGACCCAGAUCAUAGGCGAACAGAACGCGCGGUUGGCGGAGCUGGAGCGCAAACUGCGGGAAGUCAUGGAGAGCGCGGUGGGAAACUCCUCAGGGGCUGGGCAGAACGAAGAGUCUCCUCGGAAACGGAAAAAGGCAGCUGAAGCCAUAGACUCCCUUAGGAAAUCUAAGCGUCUCCGGAAUAGAAAGUAAAGUGGGGGCGGGUCCUGGCUCCAGAGGAAGACGUGGCUGAAGCAGUUACGUACCUCAGGACGCCCCGGAGGCUUCUGGUCUUUCAGAAAGAACACAACUUCAGCUUGAACUCUCACGGUUGGGACAGUCUUCUCCCGCUUCUCCUGGUUGAACUGAUGCACAGAACCUUUUUACUUUGCAAUAGAUUUGUACUAACCAGACCUGUCCUAUCAUGUUUUGAGGAGUUAACUUUUUUUCUGUGCAGAUAAUGUUUAAAGUAAGUUUAUUUGUUCUUGCAUAUAUGCACAUUACAGAAGGAUCUAAACAAACCAGUCUGGACAGACUAGAAGUUAAGUUGAAUACAGAAAAUGUCCUGUUUCACUUGAAAGAAAAGACCUACUUUUUAAAUGGACAGUAUCUUGUUUUAAAAAAAAAAAAAAAAAAAAGAAAAAGUUGACUUUUUGUUAUAAGUGACCUUUGUCUGGAAUGUCUGAAAAGUAGUAAAUGCUUUUUGGUAUCGAAGUAAUGGGUAACUAAAACGGACUUCCAUAGUGUUGACUAUAGGAGGGGCCUCUACAGUAUUGACUAUAUAUUUUUAUAAACUACUGGCAAGGGACUUAUCCAGUUGUUCUACACAUGUUUUCAGUUCUCUUCUGGGACCACGCCCUGCAUUUGCAUGGAUGCAUGCACGCAUCGCCUAGUCAGCUCACGUAAAAAGCUCUUGCACUGGUAUUGACCUUGAACCUCUCUACUUCUCCACUUUCUAGAGCAGCGUUAGUUUAUUUGAGCACCUACCAUCUUCCACCACCACAACAGCUUGCCUCCAGGGAAGAAUUAGUCAGUCCAUUUGUCCUCCGGUUUUAGGGGAAUGAGGGAGCAUCAAAGCCCAUCGCUUUCUCUGUUCUCUCUAGGGUUCAGGUGCAGUGGCCAAGGCAGAACCCCAAACUCCAAGGCUCUGUCAGUGUUGGACCUCUGGGGACUGGUAGUGGCCCUUACUCACCACCGUGUGUGUUCGUGGAUCAGUGUGGUGAUCACCACGGGUGUGAGCAGGGGACCCAGCUUGUGGGAUACAGUUUUGCCAUUGAAAGAAAGCUCAUUGAAGAACAUCCUACUAUGAAAAAGCAUUUUCAUCAUUUCAUUUCUGGGAGAUGACCUGAGGGAAGCUUUUAAAUAUUAAUUUCAAGCUUUCCUUAUCCUACAACUUUAAACAAAAGCUUUAAUUUCGUUUGCACUCCUGUUUUGAGCGUGUAACUGGAAAAGCAUGUCUUGCACUGUUCACACUGCUAAGCGGUCACUUUAACAACCUCCAAAUUGUGUACAGUGGUUUCUUUCCCCACUUGUAUAUUUUUGAGACCUUCAACUAUUACUGUCCUCGUUUUAUGUUAAUGUACUAAAUUAUGUAGUUAUUAUUUGACUGAUAAGUUCUUUUAUCAACUCUCAACAACUGUUGCCUUGGGCUUCAGUUCUUUAAAAUAGUUUUAGGUGUAAUAUAGAAAAUUAUCCCUGUCCAGGUGGGAGUUUGACACCUGCAUAAAACCUAAGGUUUUGGUAAGUACCUUAGUUGAAUAAAAGCACAAAGUUACCGCCCUUUUCACCCGUCCACCAUGACACGGUUAUGCAUCCUUUAACCUCACCAAACGAAACUUUUUCUUACCCAUUUUUAAGAUUGUCCUUCCAUAAUACUGUCCUUAGAUUUUGAUCAAUUUUCUGUCUGACUUGGAAACUCCAUUUACAAUGUAGUACGUUUUCAAUGAAAAAACAAAAAAAAAUACCAUAUAACAUCCAAGUGUUUCAUGGUUUGUUGGGAAGGUAAUUUUAAAAUAAACAAUUUCCAAAAAACAUUUGUCAGCCAAGGUCAUCCAUAAAAGUCCCCGUCUGGAACUCGUUUUCUCGGCAGGUGUCAUUUUUGUAAUCCUAGGAUUUAGCCAUAUUGUCCUAACUCUGGAGCAGGCCUACUGGAAUACUCAUGGCUGUGAAUAGUCUGCCUUCCCGGUAAUAGGAAGACUCUAUUAACCAGGUAACAUGUUUACAGGUUUACAAAGUAGGAUCCUUACGCAUCAAAGGGAUACAACCUCAGAUGAUGAGCAGUUGUUCAUGAACUAUUUAAAGUCCCUGGGUUUCUUUUUAAACUACACCUAGACACCCUAAAUGUAUGUAGAAUCUUCCAUUAGUUAGCAUGAGUAUUUGGCUUUCACAGGAAGCAUCCACACUAUCAGAAGGUAGAUUUUCUGUUUCAAAAUCCACACUUACACAGGAUUCGCUCGUAACUGUCCAGAAGGCCCCUGAGUUGCACUUGUUAAUGCACGAAUGUUCCAGAAGAGUAGGAGAAGAAAGCACUACAGUUCAGUUGUCUGCUUAAGUCUUAAAUCUGACUUAAGACAUCUCGCUAAAAACACGUUAGGCUGUGGCCUUGACUGAUUUGAUAGCUGUUACACUUGCUUUGGGAUAGCAUAGUGGCAUUUAGGGUUCGACGGAUCACAAAUUUGCAUCCGCUAAAACCGACAUGCCACGGGAAGGUUGCAGACUAGCCUCCCGAAUGGGAAGAGUCUUGCCCUUGCCUGGGGUUAGACACCGGUGGCUUCAGCGCCAGAUGGGAGCGUCAUGUUGUCCUGGAACGAGAUGCCAUGAGUUCCUUGGGUCCUCUUCCUUGGCUGUUUCUCAGAGGAGGCUUCUCUGUGUCAGCGGGUCACUCCCACUAGUGACUCGAUUAUGGCGCAGCGCCCGUGACACAGACCCGAGGGGAAGAGGCGUCAGGAACGACGGGGACUUGCCCCCGCCUCACCCACCCAGGGCCCCCCACGUCUCUCCCACAUGGACUCGGCUCGGUUUUCACAUAAUCGAAAUACGGAUUCUUUCAGGACGUGAGGUUACAGAACCUGCUGCUUUUCAAGCUCCUUUGUCGCUGUGCAGAGCCUGGAAGUGCCGAGGCAGACGCAGACGGAGCACCAGUAAUGCAUCAGACUGCUUUAAAGACUGUCGGGCUGCCAUCUGGUCUAAAGCCACUGGUUUUAGAAGCAGCUUUGUUUUUGUUUUUGUUUUUUGGUAAGACGUGUUUUUUGGAAUACUGAACUUUACAGGGGCUUGCCUUAAUCUCUAUUUAGUAGUUUCAAGGUGUUAUGCGCUAUUAUUCUACUUGUUAAAAUGUUGAAAUAUUCUAUGUAGCCCCGAAGGUGGGUAAAACAGUAUGAGUCAUGCCUAAAUAAAUAAGCUAAAGGUGUCACUCUAGCUGGAUUUUUUUGUUUGUUUGUUUUAGAAAAGAUGGACGUAUGAACAGAGGCUAUGUGUAAGAAGCAAAAACCAUGGCACCUUGAGAUUGCACUAUUUUAUGCAUUGUUUUCUAUGCCAUUUCAUAGCCUGCACUUUAAUCUCCAAAGAAACAAUGUAUGAUGUCCCAGUUCCUGAUCAAUAGGAAACUGUUUCCUAAGACAGGGGACUUAAUUCUGUUUUACUGAGAGUUUCUUGGAGGUGGAUCCCUUUCCUGAGUUCUCUAUUUCCUUAGCCAUUAAUAUUUUCUAGGAUCUAGGAACUCCUGAUCUUGUAUGUUUCCAACAGUAUAGAAUUUUAAUUUAAUGUAACGUAAAAUCUCAUCCUUGGCGAUCAGCACAUUCUUACAUGCUGCCCUAGCAGUGAGUACCCAUUUGUUACAGAGCCCUCUCGAAAUAUCAUGUAAGUACGAUCUGAAGCCGGGAAUAGAGGCAUUCUUAAAAGUAAACGUCCCGUAUGAUGCAGGCUCUCAGAACCGGCUAUUUCUAAUAGAGAACACAUAAGGUCCGAUCUGAUAAUGCCGUCCAGUUUCUUGAGACCUGAGUCCCUUUAGUCCACGAAAGGUUAUGAAGUUAAAACUCCUCGGAAAUAACAAGCUUCUGUAGCCCGCUAUCUGAGGUCAAUUCUUUUCAAAAAAUACUAAAGCAAUCUAAAAAAUGAAACUAGCACUCGGUUGACUGCUGCCCACCAUUUUCUUUUUAGUAGCAGUACUUUAUGUUCGUGGUAAGUAUAGCUUAAGUAAUGUUGGCCUUUUCCAGCUUCCGAAGAAUCUUUGUUAAAUUCCUAAAAUUCAAAAGUUAAAUCCAAACUUAACUUGUGUCUGAAGAGAACCAUGGGAUUUAGAAGCAUAUUGGAAAUCUAUGAGGUCCAUUGCCAAAGUAUACUGGUCCAUAUUCAAAACUAUACCAAAAGUUUAGAAGUGUUUUUAAAAUUCCUUCAUGUGGUACCAUGUCUGUUUACUUAUGCUCAUGAGCACCAAUAAAUUACUAGUUUGCCUUCUGGAAUUUCAAUUGUUAUAACCUAAUUGAAUUAUUGAAAGUGAAAAGCACCUCCCGCUCACACAACAGGGUACGUGAAUAAAUGUGUUGUAACCAGU
This is a messenger RNA of Callorhinus ursinus (northern fur seal), 5463 nucleotides long. It is a transcript of the gene FBXO28, whose product is annotated as F-box protein 28. Gene Ontology annotation, biological process: protein polyubiquitination. Gene Ontology annotation, molecular function: protein binding. Lineage: Eukaryota; Metazoa; Chordata; Mammalia; Carnivora; Otariidae. The record is from RefSeq and is a predicted model, not a curated record.